UGGGGAUUUCGUAUGCAGGGUGGAAAAGACUUCAGCAGUCCAUUGACAAUUCAAAAGGUGAAUCCAGGUAGUCUGGCAGCAAAAUGUGGUUUACAAGUGGGAGAUAUCAUUCUGAAAAUAGGGAAUUUAGGUGCUGAAGUGUUGAGACAUAAAGAGGCCCAAGAUACAAUAGUGGCGUCUGGCAAUAGACUGGAUUUAUUAUUGCAAAGGGGAGGAUCAACACCAUCUUACGAGACAUUUUCCACACCACAAACCAACAGUUUUACACCAAAAAUUACACCUGUUAAAAACAUACCAAAUGCCUUCAGACCUAGCCCUGCCGCCCCACCACCACCACCAUCCAACCCCCAAACUUACAUAGCUCAACCAGUGGGCCCUGGAGACACACCAGGCACUGUCAAGGCCAUUGUAUCUCAACGAUAUAACACACCAAUAGGACUGUAUUCUGAUAGAAAUGUACAAUCAACAUUUAAAGGACAAUCUAAA
This is a messenger RNA of Lottia gigantea (owl limpet), 486 nucleotides long. RefSeq lists its product as hypothetical. The transcript has 4 exons. The annotation marks the transcript as partial. Lineage: Eukaryota; Metazoa; Mollusca; Gastropoda; Lottiidae. Gene Ontology annotation, molecular function: actin binding; muscle alpha-actinin binding. Gene Ontology annotation, cellular component: stress fiber; filamentous actin; Z disc. The record is from RefSeq and is a predicted model, not a curated record. Gene Ontology annotation, biological process: actin cytoskeleton organization; muscle structure development.